Molecule: messenger RNA, 2228 nt
Organism: Asterias rubens (European starfish)
Lineage: Eukaryota; Metazoa; Echinodermata; Asteroidea; Forcipulatida; Asteriidae
Product: protein UXT-like
Exons: 4
Coding region: 128-361 (77 amino acids)
Biological process (GO): negative regulation of transcription by RNA polymerase II
Molecular function (GO): transcription corepressor activity
Source: RefSeq, a predicted model, not a curated record
GCAUGUGUAGCAAUCAAUGCGAUGCGAGCAGUCCAGUUCCAACACGACAGACAGAUUCUAGAAUGCUAAUUAAGUGCACACUUAAUUCUUUGUAAUGAUGUGAGUUAAAUACAACAAGACAGUAACAAUGGAGGACAAUGUGUCAACAAAAGUCACGCAGUAUGAGAAGUUUGUCAAUGAAGUCUUAAGAAAAGAUCUCCAGAAAGUCUUGGAGAGCAGGGACGACAUCUACAAGCAGUUAGCGGAUUAUCUGCAAUUGAAAACCACCGUUGAAAAACUUCAGGAUGCUGAUGUCAUUAAGGAAGGACUGAAAACUAAAAUUGACCUAGGAUGCAACUUCUAUGUACAAGCGAAUAUGUAAGUGACUACAAGGCAUGAUGGUAUGAUUUUGAACAAUGGAAGUCAAAAAUAUAAAAAAAAUGUUGAUCUCAGUAUACAGCAUCAGUGUUGAAACCACGAUGGGCGGUGUUGGGCAGGCUUGCCCAGGACUCACAAUUUUUGCCUAGCUCUAUAAUAAUAAUAAUAAGAACAACACUUACAGUGCGCCGGUAUCCACCACAAGUGAUGUUCAUUGCGCAAGGAAGAAACACAAAAAAUUAAUGAAAAGCAGCUGUGAAAACGUGGGCUUUGAGGGCCUCUUUAUGAACAGAUGUCAUGUUGCGGAUAUUAAGAGGCAGGUUAUUCCAAAGCAGGUGACCAGCAUGAGCUUAUCUCCCCAAUUGUUGUGGGUUUGGGGAACAACCGGUAUGAAGAAGUGGAUGAUCUAAGACGUCUAGAUGGAUUAUAAGGGGGUAAUUAAUUGACAAUUAUACUGAGUUGAUGAAAGAGAUCGCCCUGUUUGGUAAAUGGCUGAAACACUCACUGUAAUUUGUACAGUUAUAAGAAGGAACUAGUGAGAGAACUGUGAAACUGAGCUCCAUAAGCAACUUAUGCUAUUAGGGGAGAGGGAAGGCUUCGCCCUGUUGGGUAAAUGGCUGAAACAAUCGCUGUAAUUUGUACAGUUAUCAGAAUAUAUAGUGAGAAAACUAUGAAACUGAGCUUCAUAACAAACUUAUGCUAUUAGGGGAGAGGGAAGUGUUCGCCCUGUUGGAUAAAUGGCUGAAACAAUCGCUAUAAUUUGUACAGUACAUGGUACUGUGUCAUCAGAAGAAUCGACGAGAGAACUAUGAAACUGAGCUCUUUAAGAAACUUGUGAAUUCAGGGGUGAGUCUAGUGGAGAAAUAUCCCACCUGAGAAGAAGGUGCAGCAUUUUCAACAACACAUCCCGACACUAAGUGCGAGUGUACAGUUGUCAGAAGAGUUAAUUAGAGAAUUGUGAACCUGAGAUUCACAAGAAACUUGUGAGUUUCAGGGGAGGAGUGGAGAAGUAUCCUCCGAUAGGCAGCAGUUUCAAUGACAGAUCCUGAUGCUUGUCUCAAGAUGUUUCACUUGAAAUGGAAUGACAAUACAGUAAAGGAUAGGAUUAGAGAGCAUGAUAAUAAGAGUUAGAUCAGAUAACUAUAAAACUGAGCGUCACAAGAAACUUGUGCAUUCAGGGGAGAGUGUAAUGAUAAAGUAUCCUCCGCUAAGCAGAAGGGGCAGCAGUUUCAAUUACAAAUCCUGAUGCUUGUCUAAAGACGUUUCAAUUGAAAUGGAAUGAGUAUGACAAUACAGUAAUAAAGGAUAGGAACAGAGAGCAUGCCAAUAAGAGUUUAUAAGAGAACUAUCCUCCGAAGGGGCAGCAGUUUCAAUUACAGAUCCUGAUGCUUGUCUCAAGACGUUUCAAUUGAAAUGGAAUGAGUAUGACAAUACAGUUAUAAAGGAUAGGAACAGAGAGCAUGCAAAUAAGAGUUAAUAAGAGAACUAUGAAACUGAGCUUUUCAAGAAAUUGUGAAUUCGGGGGAGAGUGUAGUGGAAAAAAUAUCCUCGGCUGAGCAGAAUGUGCAGCAGUUUCAAUUACAGAUCCUGAUACAUGUCUCAAGACGUUUCAAUUGAAAUGGAAUAACCAUACAGAAAAAGAUAGGAACAGAGAGCAUGAUAAUAAGAGUUUGAGUAUAUAACUAUGAAACUGAGCGUCGCAAGAAACUUGUGAGUUCAGGGGAGAGUCUAGUGGGAAAAAUAGCAGUUUCAAUGACAGAUCCUGAUGCUUGUCUCAAGACUUUUAAAUGGAGACGGAAUGAGUAUGACAAUACAGUGAAUUAUAGGAUCAGAGAACAUAUUAAUAAUAAAACAUGCCCCUUCCGGGGGGG